Oppia nitens is the source of this 1306-nucleotide messenger RNA. RefSeq names its product nuclear distribution protein nudE-like 1-B. The transcript has 2 exons. Gene Ontology annotation, biological process: centrosome localization; establishment of mitotic spindle orientation; cell migration. Gene Ontology annotation, cellular component: kinetochore; centrosome; kinesin complex. The coding region runs from base 152 to 1195 and encodes 347 amino acids. The record is from RefSeq and is a predicted model, not a curated record. NCBI's taxonomy places the organism in Eukaryota, Metazoa, Arthropoda, Arachnida, Sarcoptiformes, Oppiidae. Gene Ontology annotation, molecular function: microtubule binding.
GAGUACUCUCUAAACAGUAAAUACAUAAUGUUUUGCCAUAUUUAGCACCAAUUGAUCGCUAUUUCGAUGUUAUGAUUGAUUGUAAACAUUUGAUUGUAUUAUUUAUUUGUCGAUUAUUUACAUAAAAAGUAUCAACAAAUCGGUGAUCAAAAUGGAUAACAAUUGCAAUAAUAAUGAAGACAUUCAUUUUGAGUCACCAGAAGAGGAGAUGAUUUACUUAAGAAGAAGAGUUGAUGAAUAUCAGUCAGAGUUGGAAGAGUUUCAAGAAUCAAGUCGUGAGUUAGAAGCAGAACUUGAGGCACAACUGAUCCAAUCGGAGAAACGCAUCCAAGAGUUGACUCAACAAAAUACUAGACUUGAAUCGGAAAAUGAUUUAUUGAAAGCAAAGUUAAGUAAACUAUCGGUUGAAAGUCAGAACCAAAUACUUGAAUUACAGAAAGAUUUAGCAGAAAUCAGUUCCCAAAAUGAAAGACUUACAUCUUAUAUCAGAGAACUGGAACAGUCUAACGAUGACUUAGAAAGAGCUAAACGAGCACUCGAUGCCAGUCUUCAAGACUUUGAUGUUAGACUUAAUCAACAAAUAGAAAGAAAUGUUUUGCUUGAGAAUGAAAUCGGAGAGAAGGAAGAGCUUCAAGAAGUGAUUCAAAGACUUAAAGAUGAAGCGAGAGAUCUUAGACAAGAACUAAUGAUUCAACAAAAGGUUGACCACAAUAAUGACAAACGUGUCAAUAAAUUACCAAAUGAUAACACACUUAACAAUAUAAAUAAUAGCAAUAAUAUUAAUAAUAAUAUUAAUACCAUUAACAACAAUAAUAAUAAUAAGAUUAGAAGUAAUAGCGUGAAUGUAAGCAAUAGUGAGACUCAAACAAAUGGUACGCCAACUAAACAAACGCGACUUAAUUAUAUGAGCAGAAGUGCCUCCAAUCCGGGCACUCCUUCGGUUGCCUCUCAGUGUCAGUCCUCGCAAAUGCCAUUACUAUCGCCAUCGACUCGUAUAUCAGCACUCAAUAUAGUGAGUGAUUUGUUACGAAAAGUGGGUGCCUUGGAGUCAAAGUUGGCCUCUUGUCGUAAUAUUGUCACCACAAACACUGCUCUCACACGCAAUCUAUCAUUCAAUAACAACAGAUCAACCUCUUCAACACCUAUUAGUUCUCCAGUUAAAGAAACCAUAAGAGAUAUCAAUGCCAACAGUUAAUAUAUAGCAUAAACUUUCAUAAAAUCUAUUUUUAAUAUACAUUUUGACAUUCAUGACACUAUUUCUAUACAUUUGCAUUAAAUGAAUUCUCAACUUAAUAUAACUAAAAUG